UUCUCCCGGUCUUCAUUCCCUUGCUUCCUCCAAACAUCCGAGAGCAACCCUAUUACAUGGCAGUGCAAGUUGAACUUAGUUGGGAUCUUGUCCCUGCCCAGCACUGGGAGGAAUGUUAUGACGUCGUAGAUCACUGUAACGGCCUCUUGUGUGUCAGCUGUCGUUGCCAGAAGAACAGCGGCGUUAUUGUUUGGAACCCAUCAAAGGAAGAAAAGAGACUUCGUGCCCCUGAUCAACUCCAUGUGGAGAAGAGAAGGGAAUAUUUCGGGUUCGGUUACAACUCCGCCAAUGAUGAUUACAAGGUCGUAUUAGUCACAACUUUUGAAAACAAACCAGCUAAGAUCCAUAGUUUGGCGCUGAAGAUAGAUGAAUUCAUGGGAAACUGCUGAAAAUGAAAUACAGUACUUGUUUGAUU
Rubroshorea leprosula is the source of this 415-nucleotide messenger RNA. Lineage: Eukaryota; Viridiplantae; Streptophyta; Magnoliopsida; Malvales; Dipterocarpaceae. The record is from the annotation of a GenBank genome assembly.